AUGAAGCGAACGGUUUCUGGCGGAGAUCUGGAUGUGGCUCAUCCCGCUGUGUGUUUCUACCGCGAGGUGCUCAUCAAUUUAAAGUGGUCCGCCAUCCGCAGUGACUUCCUCGAGGCUCUGCAGACCGCCCCGCAUCUUCGGUUUGCGGAGCCAAAGAAGUUGUGGCGGCACAGUCAAGAGGCACUCGGGAAGUGGGUGCUCUCACAAGUGGCGCGGGAUACACAAAGUGGCACAAGUGCAAAUGCAUCUAUUUUCUUUUUUCCAACAAGGGCCAUGUUGCCAAAUGGUACAUAUGAUGAACAACUCAUUCGAGAUAUCUCACUGAAGUGUGAGGAUUCCAGUAGUUUAGAUGUGAUUACAAGCAUCAAGGAAGUGCUUAAACGAUUUAAUCUAUCACAGCGUUGUGAAGAGGCGGCAGUGGAAAUAGAGAAGGAGUUGGAAACUACGAACCCAUCAUCUUAUUGUACACCAUCACUUUCUAUUAUAUCCGCAGAAGAUGAAAAGGGUCGUACAGCCAUGCAGCGCCGUGUACAAGGAUCUAUUGCGGUGAUUGGUGUCAAGUGGCCUAACCACAUUGCAAAUCGCAUGCGCCGAAAAUGUCCAUCUGUAUCUAUUCCACUUGCUGCUUACAAAAAACUUGAUAUGUGUUACCGUCACUUUACGGAUAAGACAGAGAGUGUACGCUACUCUAGACUAAAUUAUGAAACUCGUUUCACCUUAAGAGCGGCUACACUUGCUUUACGAUAUGAGGGUUGUCUAGCAACAGGAUCACUGCAACUGUGUGCAGAUACAAAAUUAAAACAGUUUUUACAUUUUGCUGGUUAUCAUGUGAUGGAUUUAUGUGCUUCUCCAAUAAAUGCUUAUAUGGGAUCACCAAAAGAUGGUUCCUACAAGAGUAUAAACAAGAAUAACAGUAGUGAGAAACAUGAAAAUAAUUCUUCCCUCGAAAAUGAAAAUCUACCGAACCAUUUUUGUAGCGCCUUCUUUGAUACUGAUCGUUACUUUGGUAGUCUUGGAAGUGCAAUGAACUUUGAUGUAGCAGAGGCGUACAAUUCGUCUGAAGUAAACCCAGAAAAGAAACCAUUUUUAUUAACUCUUGAUGUUCCAUACGAUGAGGAUCUCUGUGAACGACUGUUCUUAAAACUUAUCAAUGAUAUGAAGAGAGUUGAAAAUAAGGUGUCACAUUUCAUUGCAGAUUAUGUGUUGGUAUUACCUCUUUGGUGGGAUGUACCAAUGCAGCGGCGUAAAGUGCUCUUUACUGAGGCUGAAAGCGGUUCAAUUCCAUCUUCACCUGAGGAAAAGUUAAAGUUAGAUGGUAUUAUUAAGGAACGCAGCGCUAUGUUGAAUGAGGGAUAUAUUGUUCCCUAUAGUUGGCCACAACGUUUGGCAGAAGCAGCAGGAACGAACUGGGUUUGUUUUGAUGGUGUCUUUGUGGGAGGUAGUUAUGAGUAUUUCUGUACAGCCACCAACAAGUGGCUGCGUGGUGUCACUGCAACCGAAGUGAUUGGCUUGUCACAGCCGAGGGAGCAGGAAACGGCACUCUCGCUGGAGUCUUUGCUCUCCCGUUUCUAUGGUUGA
Messenger RNA from Trypanosoma theileri, 1578 nucleotides. RefSeq lists its product as uncharacterized. The transcript has a single exon. Gene Ontology annotation, molecular function: mRNA (2'-O-methyladenosine-N6-)-methyltransferase activity; RNA polymerase II C-terminal domain binding. NCBI's taxonomy places the organism in Eukaryota, Euglenozoa, Kinetoplastea, Trypanosomatida, Trypanosomatidae. The record is from RefSeq and is a predicted model, not a curated record. Bases 1 to 1578 code for a protein of 525 amino acids.